This is a messenger RNA of Monascus purpureus, 2090 nucleotides long. The record is from the annotation of a GenBank genome assembly. NCBI's taxonomy places the organism in Eukaryota, Fungi, Ascomycota, Eurotiomycetes, Eurotiales, Aspergillaceae.
GCCGCAUGGGGUAAUUAGAGAAGACCGGGUCCCCGCAUGGCAAUGCACGUCUGCUGCCCCGGUUUCAGCUAGUUCAAGAUUCGGGCCUCUUAUCCCUGGAAGCAGUCGGUUGGCCGUCUCCGGCUGCAGCGGAGCGCGCAGGCAGAGCAUGGAUAAUUGCCGGUCACGAAUUCAAUGCCUCGACGCUCCUCUGUCCAUCUGAGACCCAACAUCUAUAGACACACUCACCAGAAGAAUAAAAGAUGACUCCAAAUACAAACAUGGACAAAGUCCGAAUCGUUGAAGUCGGCCCCCGCGACGGCCUCCAAAACGUCAAAACAAGCAUCCCAACGCCCACAAAGAUCGAGCUGAUCAAACGCCUCCAACAAACCGGCCUGCAGUCAGUCGAGAUCACAUCCGUCGUCUCGCCACGGGCUAUACCACAGCUCUCCGACUGCACGACCGUACUGUCGAACGCCCAUAUCCAGCGCGUCCUGCAAAAUGGCCAGAUCCGUGCGCCGGUUUUGAUCCCCAAUUUGAAGGGCCUGGAGAUUGCGCUGCAACACGGCGUCAGGGAGGUUGCUGUUUUCGUUAGUGCGAGUGAAGGGUUCAGCAGGGCCAAUAUCAAUUGUUCGGUGCAGGAGGGGUUGGAUAGAGCCAAGGCCGUUGCGGAGAGGGCGAGGGAGAAUAAUUUGGCUGUGAGGGGCUAUGUUUCUUGUAUAUUCGCCUGCCCCUAUGAUGGCCCUACGCCGCUUCCGGCCGUUCUCGACUGUGCCCGGCAAUUGCUGGACAUGGGCUGCUACGAGAUUAGUCUCGGCGACACAUUAGGCGUGGGAGUGCCAUCUCAAACGGAGAAAUUGAUCCGGUUCCUUGUUGAUGCCGGUAUUCCCGUCGAGAAACUGGCGGGUCACUUUCACGAUACGUACGGCCAGGCCGUCGCCAAUAUCUGGGCGGCAUAUAGAUGCGGCCUGCGUGUUUUCGACAGCAGCGUUGGCGGCCUGGGUGGUUGUCCUUACGCACCAGGGGCCAAGGGUAACGUUGCCACAGAAGAUGUCGUAUACAUGUUCGAACAAGCAGGGGUCACGACUGGAGUAGACCUUGCAAGUCUCGUUGGAAUCGGAACCUGGAUCUCAGAGCAGCUAAGGAAGCCCAACGAGAGUCGUGCCGGGAAUGCCAUUUCUGCGAAGUCGUUGAGAAAGAAGCAACUGCCUGCAUUGGCGUCUACUCCAGGACAGAACCGGCCAUCCCAACGGCUGCAAUGGACUCCUCAAUCCGCACCGGAGGGACUCCAGAUCGUCAAAAGCGGCCCAAACGUCAAGAUCAUCCUAGAUCGACCCCGGAACGGCAACGCUCUGACCACGACAAUGAUAUGUGGAAUCACCGACUACGUGGAAAAGACAGCGCAAGACCCGUCUACCACUCGUCUCGUCAUCGCGUCUACGGGCAAGUUCUUCUGCACGGGAAUGGACCUUGGCAAGGGCAGCUCGCCCGUCGCUCAGGGACAAGCAACAGUCGACGCGCAGUUCAAGCGACUCACGCGACUCUUCGACGCCAUCAGCAACGCACCCCAGGUAACGAUUGCCUGCGUGCAAGGCCCCGCGUUCGGCGGGGGGGUCGGGUUGGCAUUUGCAUGCGACAUCCGCAUCAUGAGCCAAAAGGCCAGCGUGACCCUAAGCGAAGUCAAACUCGGACUGUGUCCUGCGACCAUUUCCAAACAGGUCAUCCGUGAAUUGGGCGUUCCCUUCGCCCGCGAGGCCAUGUUGUCUGCGCGUCCUGUGUUCCCCGCAGAGAUGGCUCGAAUAGGUGCUGUCGCAAAGGUCGUGGAUGAAUCGUCAGAUAUAUCCGCUGCUCUCGAUGACUAUCUAACUGCACUGAAACAAUGCGCACCGAGUGCCUCGGGCAUGGUGAAGGAAAUCGUGAAACUCGGCUGGCAGGAGGGUUCGGGCGGCCCUAGGCAGGAAGAGGGCAUCCGGAGGCUCUUCGUUGAGAUGAUGGCGUCGGAUAACCCCGAAGCUGCGUUUGGGCUGGAGCAGUUUCAGAAGGGGAAUAAGCGAGUGGACUGGGAUGCGUAUACUCUGGCCAAGAGACGAGUCCAUGCCAAGUUGUAAUUA